ACUAAUCAACAACACAGAAAGUAAACCAGAAUUGACUUUAAUCACAUAUCUUCAGAGAUCGAGAGAGAUUGAGGAGAGGGAGAGAUUAUGGCUUCGAAUGUAUUCACACAAUUCAAAUACUCAGACAGCUUAACAGUAGUAGGAAUCUCAAUCUGCACGGCAAUCGUCUGCGAAGCGAUCUCCUGGCUCCUAAUCUACCGCACUAGCUCCUACAAAUCACUCAAAUCCACCAUCGACAAGGCCUCCAAGAAGCUCGAGACUAUGAAGACCGAUCCCACCGCCCCGAAAAUCUCGGCGAAAAAAUCGAAGACCAAGAAGAUCGACCGCGUGGAGACGAGCCUCAAGGAGUCGAGCCGCGACUUGUCGCUCUUCAAGUUCAAGUCGGGCGCCGUGGUGGCGCUCGUGUUGUUCGUGGUAUUUGGGUUCUUGAAUAAUUUGUUUGAGGGCAAGGCGGUUGCGAAAUUGCCGUUUGUGCCGAUCAAAUUGGUGCAGAAGAUGAGCCAUAGAGGGCUGCAAGGGGAGGAUUUCACGGAUUGUUCGAUGGCGUUUUUGUAUUUCUUGUGUUCGAUCAGUAUUCGGACGAAUUUGCAGAAGUUUUUGGGGUUUUCGCCGCCACGUGGGGCUGCUGGCGCUGGAUUGUUUCCAAUGCCGGAUCCCAAGACUAACUGAUGAUGAUGAUGAUGAUGAAAGAACCGAACAUGAAUUCUUAGGAUGAUGGUUACAUUGUUAGGGAUAGUGAUGUCAAGAGAAUAUUAAUGAAGAUGGCUAAUUUGCUGAAGAAUAUUUUGUUGGGGGACUGCAAAGCUUAUGAACUUGCAGUUAAGAUAGCUGUUGUCGGAUAUUUCACAGAGGAAUAGUGAAGGAGUAUCUUCAUGACUAGGGUCAUUUAGAAAAAUGGUGUUCAGGUAUAUCUUUCACAUGCUAGUGAUAUAGAUAAAGAAGUUGAUGUAGACAAAGUAUUUAUUUUUUUACCAUUUACCGGUAUGAGGCUUCAGGAUUGUAACAAAUAUACUUAUGGGAGUUGUUUCUUGUUUCAUA
Messenger RNA from Daucus carota subsp. sativus, 1038 nucleotides. RefSeq lists its product as uncharacterized. Lineage: Eukaryota; Viridiplantae; Streptophyta; Magnoliopsida; Apiales; Apiaceae. The transcript has 2 exons. Gene Ontology annotation, biological process: endoplasmic reticulum calcium ion homeostasis. The record is from RefSeq and is a predicted model, not a curated record. The coding region runs from base 88 to 669 and encodes 193 amino acids. Gene Ontology annotation, cellular component: endoplasmic reticulum membrane; cytoplasm. Gene Ontology annotation, molecular function: calcium channel activity.